AUGGCUCUUCAACAGCGUUCGCCCUCUCACCAUAAUCAGAUGCGCGGGCAGAAGAUUCCACAUCCAGCCUCUACGAAUUGGAAUGACGAUUUCCCUACACCCUCGCCGAAGAGACGGAAAACGCAGCCGAUUAGUCCGAGGAAGAAUCGUCCCGGAGCAGGCCAUGGCUCAUCACCUAUAGUAAAAACUGAGAUUCCGGACUCGGAGGAUGAGGACGGUAUCGCUGACGUAGCAGCGCCUAGCGAUGGGAACAGCAGAACGACACAGCUUGAGACCGUUCUGCCACCUAUUCAGACCGAUGAUGAGGCCAUUGAGGCUUACGAAGCAUAUAAGGCUGGUCAAGCAGAUACUGAUGACACGACACAAUCGAGACUCGAGAGCAGGAAGUGGGUGCGCGGCAAGAGCAGCAUAUAUGUCGAUGCGUUCAAUCUCGCUCUGGAAACUGUACUCGAGGAAGAGGCACACCUGUUCAACGAGGCCGAGCAGCACCUCUUCAAGGAAUGGCGUGACUUGGAAUACGAAGCUCAAUACCUCUACGUCCGGUUGUUUCUGCGCAAGACCAGCAAGUGGUUUCGAGUCAAAGAUCUACAGUACUAUGGCGACAUUGCGGAUAUGAAUACUGCUGUGGAGUCGUUGCAGAAGGUCCGAGAUCUGCCAAAAGUCGAAGAUGGCGACUUCAAGAAUCCUGGGGAGCUUGAAGUGCCAGAAGGAAAUGAGUUGGGGGAAGACUUCACUUUCGCGGAAUGCUCUUCUGAGCACAUCACGACACUCGAUGAAGCCGGCAGCCUUCUCCUUCUCGAUGAACUGAAAGCACUGGCCAAAGAGGCCAAAGUCCAGGGCAAGAACAAGCGAGAACUGCUGCAGAAUCUGCGGCGAAGCAGUGGGAGACAGCGUGGACUGGGCUUCCGGUCACUCUCCAGGACCGAGACAGAAGAGUCAGUCGAAACCACGGGCUCUGGCACGAGUACGCCAAAGUGUGACGAGAACGGUGACGACUCGAUCGAAUCAAAUCGUGAUGCCCAUUUCACUAGGAAGAUUCUGGACCAGACGGGGCGUUGUAUUCGACUUUCGAUUGCACCACUGAAGCUCUUCGAAAGAGUACACUUGGUCUUCUAUCGCGACACGGAAUGGACGGAGAAGUCGCUGACUGUCCUCAUUCUAGCUAAGAUCUCCCGUCGCAAUUUUCCGCAGUAUAUCGUCAGCCGAUCGAACAAUAUAUUCGAGAGCAGACCGUUGUUGCUUGAAUUCGAAGCAAGCCUCAGGACGCAGUUCGCGGUCGAUAACAUGCUUGAGUUCAAUGGCACACCAGGUAAGAAGGACUUUGAACAAGUACUGACCAUCUUCGAAGCCGUGUACCCUCGGUGGGUCACUCUGCUGGCGAAAGAGCAGGAGAAAGAAGAUCGGAUCUACGACACAGGCGAAGGCGCUUACCUUCGCCGCUUCAGUCCAGCGUGGGUGUACACACGAAUAGUGCACAAAGCACAAUAUCCCCUAGCACGAUUCAAACAGCACAAAAGAGAACAUGAGCUGAUGACAGAAUUGCUCGAUCAACGCCUCUUCCACGCAGCCAGACGGGGUGCGUGGUAUCAGCGGAAGGCCCUUCUCGAAGAGCACUACCUGUAUGCUUUGACACCAGCCGAAGGUCGAUCCGAGGAAGCGAACAAGAAGCACUGGAAGCGAAUCGCCCUCCAGACAUGUGAGCAAGGUCUGCAAGAUCGAGAAUGUCACAUCAUAUAUCACUACGAUUUACAGAAACGGAUUCGGAAGAUCGAGAAACAAUUGCGGAUCCCGAUGCGAGAGCAGCAUGACUUUGGGCAUGUCCUCCUCGCAAAAGCUGGCGAACGAGCGGUGGUCGGGACCAAAAUCGAACACGAGGUGACUCCUGGUCGGAAGAACAGUACAGGUGGUCCGGGCGCGAAAACUGUGUGGCUGGAUGUGCAUGAUACCAACGAGCCCGUGUCGGUCGAGUUGAUGUGCUUGUCACACUACCGCCACGUUCUAGGCUGGAAAGGCUACCACUCGGAAGGCUCGAUUCUGCGGACAUUAUUCGGUCUACUGUUCAGCGAUGUGCUCUUCACAUAUCUGCCAAACGUCUUUCAGACCGCUUAUCAGACUUGUCCGCUGGAUCUACACACAGACGCAUUCUAUUCGGCGCGCAUCAGCGAAAUCAAUGCUCGUGUCAACGAUCUGAGUAAUAACAUGGCUGAAGAAAUAAUUCGCAACACUUGGGCUGAGCACUUCGAACGCCGGUCAUGUAUCGUGGGCGUGCGAUGGGAUGACUACGAUUUGGAUGACUUGCUGGAGAUUGCGAGAUGUUUCCCAGGCCAGGCACUUGGCACCAUCAUGCAGGUGAUGGCCCAGGAAUACGCUGCACGAGGCGGUGGGGUGCCUGAUUUGUUUCUCUGGAAGCCACCCAGUGAGGAUGGUGGUACACCUGGCGAGGUCAUGUUCGCGGAGGUGAAAUCCAUCAACGAUCGGCUCAGCGAUACCCAGCGUCUUUGGAUCUCAGUCAUGCUGGGUGCAGGGAUCAAGGUUGAAUUGUGCCACGCGGUGGUCGAAGGCGAGGACGCUCCUGCUGGUAAGACUUGA
Messenger RNA from Cyphellophora attinorum, 2589 nucleotides. RefSeq lists its product as uncharacterized. Gene Ontology annotation, cellular component: nucleus. The coding region runs from base 1 to 2589 and encodes 862 amino acids. Lineage: Eukaryota; Fungi; Ascomycota; Eurotiomycetes; Chaetothyriales; Cyphellophoraceae. The transcript has a single exon. The record is from RefSeq and is a predicted model, not a curated record. Gene Ontology annotation, biological process: interstrand cross-link repair. Gene Ontology annotation, molecular function: 5'-3' exonuclease activity; flap-structured DNA binding; 5'-flap endonuclease activity.